This is a messenger RNA of Sinocyclocheilus rhinocerous, 747 nucleotides long. RefSeq names its product protein fem-1 homolog C-like. NCBI's taxonomy places the organism in Eukaryota, Metazoa, Chordata, Actinopteri, Cypriniformes, Cyprinidae. The transcript has a single exon. The record is from RefSeq and is a predicted model, not a curated record. Gene Ontology annotation, biological process: ubiquitin-dependent protein catabolic process. The annotation marks the transcript as partial. Gene Ontology annotation, cellular component: ubiquitin ligase complex. Gene Ontology annotation, molecular function: protein binding.
UUACACGACUGCGCUGAGUCCGGGAGCUUGGAGAUCAUGAAGAUGCUCCUGAAGUACGGCUCCACCAUGGAGAAGGACGGCUACGGGAUGACGCCGCUGCUCUCCGCCAGCGUGACGGGCCACACCAACAUCGUGGAUUUCCUCACGCAGCACCCUCAGACGGGCAGAACGGAGCGCAUCAACGCUCUGGAGCUGCUGGGGGCCACGUUUGUGGAUAAAAAGAGAGACCUGCUGGGAGCGCUGAAGUACUGGAAGAGAGCCAUGGAUCUGCGGCACAGCGACCCCAACCACGUGCUCCUGAAGGACGAGCCCAAGCAGCUCGUGAUGGCGUACGAUUACAGCAAGGAGGUGAACACGUUCGAGGAGCUCGACAGCUUGAUCGCAGACCCCGACGACAUGCGCAUGCAAGCGCUGCUGAUCCGAGAGCGCAUCCUCGGCCCGUCGCACCCGGACACAUCCUACUACAUCCGCUACCGCGGGGCCGUCUACGCCGACUCGGGCAACUUCGAGCGCUGCAUCAAGCUGUGGAAGUACGCUCUGGACAUGCAGCAGAGCAACCUGGACGCGCUCAGCCCCAUGACGGCCAGCAGCCUGCUGUCCUUCGCCGAGCUCUUCUCCUUCAUGCUGCAGGACCGAGCCAAGGGUCUUCUGGGCACCUCCGUGUCCUUCCAGCAGCUGAUGGAGAUCCUCAGCAAGAGCGUGCUGGAGAUCGAGCGCGCCGUCAAGCAGCCGCGGCCCGGCCCGGAU